ACCGACAUACGAAUCGAGAAAGGAACCGUCGCCUCAGUCUCGCACAGGAAGCCCCACAGAACGCCAUUUUCAAGUGCUGAGAAUUUAAUCCAUUUCCUCCUUCAAUUAGCAACUAUUGUAGAGUUCAUGUACCCUGUUGGGCAGCCACCUGGUCCUCCUGGCCCACCCGGUCCCUCGGGUCCGGGUGGACCCCCAGGACCAGCUGGCCCCCCAGUGCCCCGACCCUUGUCCUUGCCGCCGGGACCCACAGCGGUCCCUGGCCCCAUCACUACCAUUGUACCGCAGGCCCCUGGUACGCCAGCUGUGGCAACGGGGACAGGCAUGACUGCCCUCUUACCGCCAGAACUUCCUAACACACCAGCUUUUGUAGCACCAAGAAGACCGAAUCUCGGGCGAGAAGGUCGACCUAUCACGUUGCGGGCCAAUCACUUCCAGAUCUCUAUGCCAAGAGGUUACAUUCACCACUAUGAUAUUAGUAUUACCCCUGAUAAAUGCCCGCGCAAGGUUAAUCGGGAAAUUAUUGAGACGAUGGUUCAUGCUUUCCCUAGAAUUUUUGGCACUCUAAAGCCUGUCUUUGAUGGGAGAAGCAAUUUAUACACCAGAGAUCCCCUGCCCAUUGGUAAUGAAAAAAUGGAGCUUGAGGUAACGUUACCAGGGGAAGGACGAGACAGGGUGUUCAAGGUAGCGAUGAAAUGGUUAGCACAAGUAAAUUUAUAUACGUUAGAAGAAGCAUUGGAGGGACGGACGAGAACCAUUCCUUAUGAUGCUAUACAAGCACUAGAUGUCGUUAUGCGUCAUCUGCCAUCCAUGACGUACACACCAGUGGGCAGGUCCUUCUUCUCUGCUCCUGAUGGCUAUUAUCACCCCUUGGGAGGUGGAAGGGAAGUGUGGUUUGGCUUCCAUCAAAGUGUAAGACCUUCACAGUGGAAGAUGAUGCUUAACAUUGACGUGUCAGCUACAGCAUUUUACAAGGCCCAGGCAGUAAUAGAGUUUAUGUGUGAAGUAUUAGAUAUUCGAGAAAUAGGUGAGCAGAGGAAGCCUCUAACAGAUUCCCAGCGUGUCAAGUUCACAAAAGAAAUUAAGGGUCUGAAGAUUGAGAUCACACACUGUGGUGCGAUGCGAAGAAAGUACAGGGUGUGUAAUGUCACAAGAAGACCAGCACAGAUGCAGUCGUUCCCAUUGCAGCUAGAGAAUGGUCAGACUGUGGAAUGUACUGUUGCAAAAUAUUUCCUUGACAAAUACAAAAUGAAACUCAGGUUCCCCCAUCUACCUUGCCUUCAGGUGGGACAAGAACACAAACACACAUACCUUCCUCUGGAAGUAUGCAACAUUGUACCUGGACAACGAUGCAUCAAGAAACUAACAGACAUGCAGACAUCUACCAUGAUCAAGGCAACAGCUAGAUCUGCACCGGAUAGGGAGAGAGAGAUCAACAAUCUGGUCCGAAAGGCGGACUUUAACAAUGACCCAUACAUGCAAGAAUUUGGUCUGACGAUCAGUACAGCUAUGAUGGAGGUCCGAGGCCGCGUACUCCCACCCCCAAAGCUCCAAUAUGGAGGGCGAACAAAGCAGCAAGCUCUGCCCAACCAGGGGGUGUGGGACAUGAGGGGGAAACAGUUCUUCACAGGGGUAGAAAUCCGCGUGUGGGCCGUUGCAUGCUUCGCCCCACAGCGCACAGUGAGAGAAGAUGCGCUGCGCAAUUUUACACAGCAACUACAAAAGAUUAGUAAUGAUGCUGGCAUGCCCAUCAUUGGCCAGCCGUGCUUCUGCAAGUAUGCCAACGGUCCUGACCAGGUAGAGCCCAUGUUCCGUUACCUGAAGAGCACAUUCACCGGUCUGCAGCUUGUAUGUGUUGUUCUACCAGGCAAAACUCCUGUCUAUGCUGAAGUGAAGCGUGUGGGUGACACGGUCUUAGGAAUGGCUACCCAAUGUGUCCAGGCCAAGAAUGUGAACAAAACCUCACCACAAACACUGUCCAACCUCUGUCUCAAAAUAAAUGUGAAGUUGGGAGGCAUCAACUCCAUUCUUGUUCCAGGCAUCAGACCAAAAGUGUUCAAUGAGCCUGUGAUCUUCCUGGGUGCUGAUGUAACUCAUCCACCAGCGGGUGAUAAUAAGAAGCCGUCCAUUGCAGCCGUAGUAGGAUCUAUGGAUGCUCAUCCAUCACGCUAUGCUGCAACUGUCCGGGUCCAGCAGCACAGACAGAAUGGAUCAACAACACAAGGCCAAAGUGCCAGUGACGGCUCGCGACCCAGACAACUGACUUUCGCGAGGACGGCACAUGACGAGGUGAUCCAGGAGCUCUCUUCUAUGGUGAAGGAGCUGCUCAUCCAGUUCUACAAGUCUACGCGGUUCAAGCCCAACAGGAUCAUCCUUUAUCGGGAUGGUGUGAGCGAGGGGCAAUUCCAAACCGUGCUCCAGCAUGAGCUGACUGCCAUGAGAGAGGCUUGCAUAAAGUUGGAAGCGGACUACAAGCCUGGUAUCACUUACAUUGCUGUGCAGAAGAGACAUCAUACGAGAUUGUUCUGUUCUGACAAGAAAGAACAGAGUGGCAAGAGUGGUAAUAUUCCUGCAGGUACAACUGUUGAUGUAGGUAUCACGCAUCCAACUGAGUUUGACUUCUACCUCUGCUCUCAUCAGGGUAUCCAGGGCACAAGUCGUCCCAGUCACUACCAUGUACUGUGGGAUGAUAACCACUUUGACAGUGAUGAGCUGCAGUGCCUGACUUACCAGUUGUGUCAUACAUAUGUAAGAUGUACACGAUCAGUCUCCAUACCUGCUCCAGCCUAUUAUGCUCACUUGGUAGCCUUCAGGGCUCGUUAUCAUCUCGUCGAAAAGGAGCAUGACAGUGGAGAGGGGUCACACCAAUCUGGCAACAGUGAGGAUCGCACACCAUCUGCCAUGGCAAGGGCAGUUACAGUGCAUGUCGACACAAACAGAGUCAUGUACUUUGCUUAACAUCUCUCCUUACCUAGUCUGCCUCAAGGUUCACAACAUCGUCAUGCAAGAAGUAGAGUCUGGUCUUAAAAGUGGGCUCGUUUGCAGAAGAACUCGUCGAUGGAUCCUCUUUAUUGUGGUUAAUUUUAAAUGAUAGAUGACCAUUUUAAGCUGAUUUUUUUUUUCUUCUUUUCUUUGACUGGUUUGGAACUUUCACAGAUUUUAUAUUUUGUUUUUAUGGUAUGAUGGAAAAAGAAAAUUUAUUUGAUGAUGGCCCAAAAUAAUUGCACAUGAUAUAAUGUGUGUAAAUAUUGAUCAUAAUGGGAUUUCCUAUCGGUGGUGUAGUAUGAAUUUGAACUUAAUUAUUAGCUCUAAAUUUAAAGAGCUCACCAUCUAUGUAAUAAUUUGGAAACCAACAACUGAAUUACUUUUAUUUCAUUUAUUUAUUCACAAUAAUAUUUCAGGGUGAAUUCAGUUAAUAAUUUCACCCUUAACACGAUCUGUGAAAUUUGCCAUUCUCUGUAAAACCAUUAAAAUGGUCACAUGUUGAAUGUUUAAGGAAGAUGGAAUCAUGUACCUGCUGAAAUGUACCUCAUGCCUCCCAUAGAUGUUGGCUUGUGUACCACAUGCGUUUGUUGCAUGCUGAGUCAGUGCAUGGUAGGUUCAUGUCUCUUUGUGCAUGCUCCAAAGCAUGGGGAUAACUUCUGUGACAGCAGCAUUAAGCUUGCAUUUUCAUUACAUCAAGUAACAUUGAAUUUUUAAGUGUACUGGUGUAUUUUGUAUGGAAUGCACUUGUGUGGUGCACAACUCUUUAACGAGUCAUAAUUUUGAUCACUAAUAUGUGCAGUCUGGUGAGUAGUGAUGGGGCUUUGUUAGUGGAAUGCGGAUAUUUAUGGAUUCGUGCUCAUUCUUUGUCAUUGGUAUUAUACAUAAUAUGAAUGAUUAGUAUGAUUUUUUAAAAGUUUUCAAUUGUUUAUUUUGUCAAAGUGUACAUUUUAAACUUCAUGACUACUGACCAAAGUGCAUGUAGGUGUUGUAUGGAUAAUGCCGGGAAAUCCAAAGCCACAGCGACAUGGGGUUUUAAUGAAUUAAGGUUUAAGGCUCCUGCAGUCAUUUUUUUUACUGCCAUUAAUGUUUUUAAUUUUAUUUUUAUUUUUAUUUUCUUUAUUAUCAUUUUUUAGAUAUGUAAAGGGUUUAAUAACCCUUGAACUCAUGUGUAUAUAACUGGAAGGGGCAUUGCACUUGCAUAAAGUUCAUAGAAUAUUAGAUCUGUGGAACAUUGUCCAAUGUUAAAAAAUGGUUAAUUAUUGUUAUCAGCAAAGCUAUCAUUACUCGGUGAUGUACAUAUAGAUACAAGUACUACCAUACAAUGCAAGUGUGAGUGUAGAGUACAAGGCAUGCCCCAUCCAUAUCAUAAGCACAUGGAUUUCCUAGUCUAAGACCACAACUUUUGAAUAUCACUGUUUGCCAUAGAAUGGAUGGGAAUACUUAGCAAUCAUCUACAACGGGGUAGUUUUAUUUGGGUGACAGUUUAGGUAGCAAACAAGAAGAAAAAGAAGGAAAUGAACAAAAUUAUAUCACCUGGUAUAAUCCCGGUGGUGUUCAGAGAAAUUGGUCUAGAAAUCAGACCUGCAGAUUUCUGCAGACUUCGCAGUGGUACUCAUCGUAGAAUACAUACGAUUGCUUCCAAGACAAGAAUAGUAACUGAGCAUGUUUUAGUUCAUUUUUUGUGUAACAAAUUCACUUACUUUCAAAAAGAGCAGCCUGGGCUUGGGUGCCAUAUAAUAGUAAUUUAUAGCUCAUGUGAUAAUAGCACGUGGCAGAUGGUGCAGCUACAUUCUAGUAUGACAACGCUCAGAGGCAACUGCACUACUCCGAGACCCUUCACGGAGCUCCAGUCUUCCCGAAUGUAGUUACCAAACCCCAGGGUAGAGAUAUUUAUAUUUGAUUUCCCCCUCUCCCUCCUACUGUUACUAACUGCUCUCACUAGAAGAGGUAAAGGGUCCAGCAAAGAAACUCCUUAAGAUUAGGCAUUUUAGAGGCAAUGAAUUACACAGACCUGCACGAAAUUAUUUAUUUAUAAUUUUUACUUUUUGCAGGGUAAUUAACUAUUCUUGCCCAUGGAUUUUUAGCUUUACUAUUACUGUUUCUCCAUCAUCACGAAAAGAUUGCAAUAAAAUGCUUAGUUCAAGUCAUGGUGAGUUCCAGGAAUUUAAUUCCACUGAUAAAGCUUUGGCUUGGUCCAGUUGGCUGUUUUUUCCUUUCCUUUUUUUUUUCUCUCUCUCUCUCUCAUUCUCUCUCCCCCCUGAAUUUAGUGCAUUUUCUUAUUGUAGUCAUUUUUUUAAUCUAAUAAAAAAAAAAAAAAUUGUGCAAAGCACAAUUAUUUUGCAAUUCUUUCCACAAAGUCUAAUUCUUUUUGUAUUAUAGUAGAUACUUGCAUUUUGGUACCAUAAUUUACAGGGGAAUAAAAUAGAGGUCCUUCUUUGUGUGGAUUUUAAAGCACAAAACGGCCAAUUGUGACCUGGGAAUGCUUGAUCUGUUUUUGUGUAUCAGUAGCAUCACGUCCACUGAAGAUCCAGUAGCGUGUCCUUGCAGUGUUCAAUUAACUAUUUCGUCCAGGUGUCAUGGGUGUUCUCCGGGUUGCCCAGUUUGUAAUAACCUCUUUAUUGUUAAAUAUCCGCUUAGUGCAUUUGUCCAGUGGUGCAUUAUCGUGUUCAUAUAGCUAUUGCAAGGUUAAUUAAUUCUGUGGUUUAUUGGCUUAAUGUAUAAAAGAAUUUAUAGUGGGAUUGCAUUAGGUUUUGAUGUUGGGAUGUAAACCUUGUCAUGUGACUUUUUUUUUUUUUUUCAGUAUUUUGUCAGUAAAGAUUUUUUUUUUAUUAGGUUUUGCAGUGACAAUAAUUCUUAUGUUGUGACAUAGUUUACUGCACUGCAUUUGUGAGCUGUUAACAGCCUCCUUGAGAUGCACCUUGCACCUGCUUCAAUGCUAUUAGUGUGCAUUAGUCGAGCAUUUAGAAUGGGUAACCCAGACCCUGAUGCCCUGAUAAUUUAGAAGGUGAGUUCAAUUUCUUCCAGGCUCUAUGCAAUAGUAGUCAUAGAGAUUGUAGCACUGUAAAAGAGUCCGUAUAUACAUAACAGUAUGCCCAUCGUCUGACUUUUGAUACACACAAAAAGUCGAGACAUUUGUGAAUGACCCCUUGCCAAUUUACUCUCUUCCCUUAAUUAAAAAAAAAAGAAUGUAGUUUUUAGGCAACUGAUAUCUGUGGGCUUGUGAAUGUUUAUAUGUUGUGCGUUUCUCUCUAGGACAGUUGGUCUUCGUGCCGCAUUUGGGCACUACUUUUUCACCAAGGGGAAAGUUGGAGUUCUGCUGUUUUUUAUUUUAUUUCUUAAAUAAUUUGGAUGUAACCAAAGAUUGAAAUGAUGUAGGAUGCAGAUAUACAGUACUUUUUCACAGAAUUGUAACACAGUAUUUUUCGUUUUUCUAUUUGAUCUAGGCAUUAACAGUAGAAUAGCAUUUAACUAGAUUUAAGGAAAAAAAUGUGGGUGAAACACAAAUUGUGUGUGAUUAAUGUAACACAGCUAUUGUGGCACUUUUAAAAGAUGACACUUUCAGAAUCAGUUGAAAAUUUACGGAUUGACUUGCUUUCCUUAGAUUGCAUAUUUGAUGUUUGAAUUGUGGUUAUGGAGCAUACAAGUCAUUGCUUGAUUACCUUAAUGGAGCCUAGAUGUAGCUGAUGUAACAGAUUUCAUUAUUUCUUUUUUUCAUUUUAUAUAUAUAUAUAUACACACUUAGCAGUAGCAUGUCUUAAUGCGAUACCAAUUUAUUGAUUACUGGUAAAUGAUAGACUAUUGUGAAUUUUUUUUUCUCUUUUUUCUUCUUUUUCUAAUUUGACAGUAAAGCUGUUAAAAAGGAUAAAAGUAAAAAGACCAAAAAAUGAAUGAUUAGAGACAUCCAGUAUUCUGGUAAUCACAGUAGACUGUUAUUGCAUUGCCAUUAUUUUCUCGUCGCUUCUUGUAGGAAGGCCCCACCACACCCUCAAGCUAUAGUUUGAAAUUUGUAAUAUAUAUUUAUAUAUAUACAUGUUUUGAAUAUGAGUGAACACAUCUGUUGGUGAAUGCUUUAUAAGAGACCUAUAACUGUGUUUGGGUGUGUUUUAUGGAUGUUUGCAUAUAUGUAUACAUAUAUAUAUAUAUAUAUGUAUUUAUAUUUGAUGACAUUGUCCACUGUGAGUUAUUUACUUGAUGGCUGGCAGUCAAUGUCAUUGGAGUCUGCUACUUGAGAAAUCUUAAAACACUUCUUCCUUUCAAGAAUUUUGCCUUGAUAGGAGCAUGAUUAGGCAUUUGUAGUAUUAAAUUGAGGAAGACCAAUUAAAAAUAACUUUGAUCUAUGAAUUUGUUUAGUUUUGAGAAAUUUACAGAUUGAGGUCGGAAAUUUGUUCAUAAUUUUUCACCAUGUGUGUCAGCCUUUGUACUAUUGGAGUUACUGUGGAGCAAUAAGGAACACUUGUAGACAUUGUGUUAGUGAAAGAGCUGGGGUUUGGCAAACAUAUCAUUACUUUUAAUUUUCAGAGGGGUAUUUUUCAUUGUUUUUGCUUCUUGUGCACUCCUUAGAAGUAUAGAUAACAUUAUGUAGGUUUUAAUUGCUGUUGUGUGUACGAAGUCAGAUGGAGAGGGGAAAAAAAUACGAAGGAUGAGAAUUGGCUUUUUAGUUGAUUUGCUGGUCUUUGAAUAGUUGUUGUAAUCCAUGGUUAAAUGUUUCAUAUCCAUUGUCCUUUUUCACAUGUUUUCUUGGCCAUGAUAACACUUUUUAACAUGAUAAAAAAGAACAUGUUGACACUUUCCUUUUUUUAUUUUUUUUUAGGGGGGUUCUCAAAACAAGUUUAAAAAGGCUUCCUGGCUUUUGAUUACUGAAACAAAUCCUUUUCACUUUGCAAUUCCAUUAAAACGAGGCAUUAUUAAACAAAUUGAGGAAUGUGAAAAAGUAUUUUUGUUUUUAUGCAUUAACUUGUCCAAAUCAUAGUACAUGUAGGCCAAUAUUAUGUCAUUUUCAUUGAAAGUCCAGGAGGUUUAUUAAUAAAAAUAAUGUGUUCAUGAUAAAUAAUGCAAUGGAAUACCUAAUUAAAACAGGCAUGUAAUUAUCACCUUUUCUUCCUGUAUGCAUUGGUUGGAAUACUUUAAUUUAGUUAGGAGAUCAGAGGGGGUCCAUAGAUUUGCAAACCCUUUUUAUGUGUAGAAUAUUUACUUGUAAAUAUUACAACAAGAGGAAAACCCCAUUUUUGUGUCCCAAUUUUAUAUAUAACAUGUGUAAAGUUUCUCUUUACUUUAAAGAAAAUUUUUAUAUGAAAACAUGCAAAACCAUACUCAGCACAUGAUAGUUUAGCGUUCUGAAUGUCUUUACGUUACAUUUCUGAAGGUCAUUACUCGCAAGUAACAAACAUUAGAAUAGAUAUACCAGAGGUUUGUUUGUGUAUGUGAGGUACUUAAUAAUGGAGCAUUAACUGUGUUGAAAUCAUCCAAGGGUGAUGACAAGACAACAGGGAAAUUAGAUUCUUCUAAAAUGCACUUUAUUUUUUGAUGAUCGCAGUCUGAAAUUAAGUGCAGAUUCCCUUUUUAACCUGAAUCUCUCAGUUCAGAGAAAUGAAGUAAUCCUCAUCUGAAUCUUAAAAAUGUUGGUUGAAUGUGAAUGUUAUUUGAAAGUGAGCAUGUUUUUUUUAGUUGUUUUUUUAUUUUAUUUUUUUCAUUUAUUUAUUUAUAUGUGGAGGGGCACAGGUGGAGGUGGGAACAAUCAGCUUAGUGACCACUUUCCACCUCCACCUAGUAGUGCCCUCAACCACAUGGGUUUCCACUGCAGUUGAGAUGGUGGCAUAACAAUGAAAGCAUUAUCAUUUUCUUUGACUAAACGUGUGGCACAUGCAUUACUCUUGAUUGGUGAGUAUUAGAGUUGCAAGUUUUCUUUAGGUUACAGAUGUUGUGAUGUAAAUGACCUUGAAUUGUAGCGUGAAAGGGCUUCCUUUUUUCCUCUCUUGAUUAAUGAGAUACAGAUGUGGCAUUUAAAUGGUAGGCGUCCCACACAGCUAACUUCUUUGUAUUAGGACCCUCUUUGAUUUGAUUUGUAACAUUCCUAUAAAAAAAGAAAAAAAUUGGGAAGACAUGGAUUGCAUAAUUUAUUUAUACACUGCUCAUUUACUUUACUCUGUGUGUGUGUGCCGAGAAAUGAGCAACUGCGCAAGUAUCCUCAACUCCGAUCUCAAACAAGGAUUAAUGAUGGUGCUUAUAUGGAUCACUGAGAAUCUGAAGACAAGAUCAUUUACAGUACCUUGAUAGCAUGGCCUGAUCUGAUUAUUAUUAAAUUAGUUAUCACUUCUAAAGAUGGAAAAUUCAGAAUGUAAGAGCUAGCUUGUGUAUGAAGUCUUAGAGUUGCAGCCCCCCUUGUCCCUAGUACUAUCCAGGUAUUUGUUCACAGGAUCCCUAGUAUGUGCACAUCUUGAAUAGACUGUUGCAGAGUUGGAAGGGCUUUCUGUGAAGGAAAACUGCUCAAGGUAUUGUAACAGCGAACAAAAGCUGUCAGUCCAGCCAAUAAGUAGCACCAUCAUGAUUUCAGGUUUGGUCCUCGGUUGAGAAGUGCAUUAGCAACAUGUCCUGUGCCCCUGCGCUCACAUAUCCUGCCACUAUUGUACCAUAUCGCAGCCAAAUGAUAUCACAUAGAGUAGGGAAAAGUUUAUUUGAUUUUCCCCAGUUAUUUUGUUUUAAGUACCUACAGCUAAGCACCUCAUAUUUAGAGAUUGUAUUUUGAUUUUGGUCCACGGUGUGUUAAUAAUAAAAGGAGAAAAAAAAACGAAAAAGAAGAAUUAUAUUGUUUGAGGUUGUAAGCCCCAAUUAUAUUGUUAUUCAUAGCUUAAACUUGUAAAGCUGGAUUUUUCCAGGAGAAAUUAUUUAUUAAAAAAAAAUGUUUCGAAGUUUGUUCUCAAUAUUGGAAUAGUGUAAUUACCUUGUGGGCAGUUAAUAUGGACUUGGAUGUACAAAUUAUACCCCCUUACCAUUACUCAGCUAAGGGAAGGGGUAAGUCACUGAGUGAACUUGUGAAUGUGGUUGCUUACUCUUUAUGAUGAAUAUGUUGUACUUACUCUAUUUACUUCAGAUCUUAUGAGAGGAGAAAAUCAGUACAAACUGAGAAUUGAAGGUGUACUAUUUAGAUUGUAAUUGACCCUUGCAGAAUGUGGAGGUAAGAUGCACUAUCAUAUGGAACGAAUCUAUUGUACCCAUUACAAUUUAAUUUAUUUGUCGCAUAAGGCACAAGACUUUUAUCUUGUAAGACUUUUCUUUAAGAGUAUUGGCUGCAUGCAAAAAAAGAAAAGAAAAAGAAAAAAGAAAUUGAGUUGUUCAGUACACACAUAACCCCAUUAGUUCUUGUGGUUGUGGGGGUUAAGGAUGUAGUUUUGUGAUAUUUUCGUUUGUUUUUGUCUUCCUUAUGAUUUAGAUGUUAAUCUGAAAAUUCAUUUUUGUGGGGAAUGAGGGGAUCAUUAAAACAAGAUAGAUACACUCCCGAGUUAUUAUUAUCUCUUUAUUUUCUUAUUUUUAUUCUUAAAAAAAGAAAAAGAAAAAAAGAAUUGGCAUUUUUUCCCCCCAAUGUUGAUACGAUCUCUCUCCCCCCCCCCCCCUCUCUCCUCAUCCCCAAUCCCCCCUUCUCCUUUAUAGUGAGGAUGUAUUGCUGGUUUAGGGUUUUCAUGAAUCUUCUCGUCGUAACCACAGGCGAAGGCCAAGAGGGGGGCGUGGCCGCAGGACCUCCCUCCUGGGGCCCCCCCCACCUCCCCUUCUCCUCCCCCCCCCCUCUCGUCAACAAACUCCCUUACACGCCAUAUCCUGUUAUUAAUAUUCCACCAGGAAAGUAAAACGAUAACCAUAUCUUAGUAAACGACAUAUAUCAUUCCAGAUAAUAUAUAUAUAUAUAUUUAAUCUAUAUAUUUUCCAAAAUGUUGUAUCAUCCCCCCCCCCCUCCCUCCCUCCAGUUUCUCUUUCUCCCUUUCUCCCUUUCUCCCUUUCUCACUCCCCUCUUUCGCCUGAUCUCUCACGGCCCGUUUUUUUUUAAUUUGUUAUUUAAUUCCUUAGCAUAUCAUGUUGAAUAACAUUACUUAGGAUCAUGUUUCUCACAUAUCAGCUGAUUUAUAUUUGAGGUUUUACAAAAGAAGAAAAAUUAUAAUGCUUGUCUGAUAAUCCGUCAAGAGUUGUUUUUUUUGACUCGAACAUGCAAGUUGGGCACAGGAUAUGUUUGUUUUGAAGGGAUCGAAAAAAUAAAGUUGUUCAUUAAAA
Messenger RNA from Penaeus chinensis, 11238 nucleotides. It is a transcript of the gene AGO1, whose product is annotated as protein argonaute-2-like. The transcript is spliced from 19 exons. Bases 127 to 2955 code for a protein of 942 amino acids. Gene Ontology annotation, molecular function: RNA binding; protein binding. Lineage: Eukaryota; Metazoa; Arthropoda; Malacostraca; Decapoda; Penaeidae. The record is from RefSeq and is a predicted model, not a curated record.